Brassica oleracea var. oleracea is the source of this 375-nucleotide messenger RNA. RefSeq lists its product as uncharacterized. The record is from RefSeq and is a predicted model, not a curated record. NCBI's taxonomy places the organism in Eukaryota, Viridiplantae, Streptophyta, Magnoliopsida, Brassicales, Brassicaceae.
UCUUGUUUUUUAAAAGAAAAGAAGAGACUUUCUACGGUUUGGGGAUCAGAUGGGGAAGAAGGUGGCUUUGGUGUUGUCGUUGAUGUUGCUUAUGUCUAUGAACUCGGUGUUGGUGUCUGCUGAGGUAGCACCAACGGUUGGACAGAGGAUAGACGCAGCCACGAACGACAUGCAUGUUACCAAGUUCUUCAAUGAACAUGCUGGUCCUGCCGUCGACACCGUCUCCUCCACUGCCAAAUCCGUCUACAAUUGGUUUGGUGAUAAAGCUAAGGAAUGGGGACUCUAAACGAUCUGUACAUGAGUUGGGACUUGGGACUGGAAACAUUUCAUGAAUAAAAAAUUGAUCUCUAUGUACUACUUUAGUUAAAAUGAACA